ACAUCAGAGAACCCCUCCCAGGAAACGAUCAAUGAACUGACAUCAUCAAUUUCUCGAUCAGGAGGGGCCUCUGGCAUUGGUUUGGGCAUUACCCGGCACUUUAUCUCCCAGCCUGAGACUCACAUCACCAUCCUCGAUAUCAACCCAAAGACCGGUACUCAGACUCUCCAGGAGCUCCAAGCCGAGCAUCCAUCGGCUAGCAUCUCAUUCGAAGAAUGCGAUGUGUCUUCUUGGGAAAGCCAAGCUGCCGUAUUUGAGAAGAUAUAUGCCGAGCAAGGCAGAAUCGAUAUUGUCUUCGCCAAUGCGGGCAUUACCGAGAAGGGAAGCUUGUUGCCCGCAAAACAAGAUGGCAACGAGGCACCGCCCAAGCCAAACCUCGCUACCUUGAAUAUAAAUCUAGUGGGAGUCAUAUACACUGUCCAUCUUGCCAUUCACUACAUGUACAAAAAUGCCACAAGUGAUCCGUCCGCUUCUUCAAAUGGACUGAUCGUCUGCACCGCCUCCAAUGCAGGCCUAUACCCAUUCCCUAUGGCGCCUAUGUAUGCAACCACGAAAUCUGGAGUGGUCGGGCUCGUACGAUCUCUGGCUCGCCCACUGGCAGCAGAAAGGAUCCGGAUCAAUGCAUUGGCUCCUGCUGUGAUCGAAACGAAUAUUGCGCCAAGUAAUGAUUUAUUUAAAUCAAUGAUUUUAACGCCGAUGUCUACUGCAACAAAUGCAGUGGCGCAAUUCACAGCUGAUGAGUCGUUAACGGGCAAGAUUGCGGAAUUACACGGCGAGCAUGUCACCUUCGCAGAGCCUCCAGCCUAUGUGGAUGAGGACACUAGGAAAAAUAUUGAGAACUUUUGGAAUCUAGGCUAUGCAUAG
Aspergillus nomiae NRRL 13137 is the source of this 864-nucleotide messenger RNA. Its product is annotated as putative short chain dehydrogenase/reductase. Gene Ontology annotation, cellular component: cytoplasm. The transcript has 3 exons. The record is from RefSeq and is a predicted model, not a curated record. The annotation marks the transcript as partial. Gene Ontology annotation, molecular function: oxidoreductase activity, acting on the CH-OH group of donors, NAD or NADP as acceptor. NCBI's taxonomy places the organism in Eukaryota, Fungi, Ascomycota, Eurotiomycetes, Eurotiales, Aspergillaceae.